AUGGCUCAAUUUAUUCUUCAAGUGCCAACCUUCAUCUACCAACUACACGACCUAGGCACUUCUAUCAUGGUUGCCAAGAAAAUUACAUGGGAGUCUAUCGAAGGAAAAGAACAUCCAACUCUUUCACCUGCGUUUGUUAGCAAUGGUCAUGUUUUCACCUCUGGAAUAAUUGGAUCUAAAUAUGGAACAGGUGAAGUUUCUCAGCAAAUUGAAGAUCAGGUUCACUUAGCAAUUCAAAACUUGGAAAACGUUUUAGCUGUAGCUGGGUCUUCUCUUGAGCAAGUUUUUAAGGUAACAAUGUUUAUUUCUCAUGCUGAGUACUCUAAAGUUGUGAAUGAGAUUUACGGUCAGUAUUUCCCUCAGAAACCUGCACGCAGUUGUGUUGUAGUUGCAUUUAUGGAUGCAGCCAUUAAGUACGAACUCGAGGCUGUCGCUACUCUUGAAUAA
Molecule: messenger RNA, 447 nt
Organism: Lachancea thermotolerans CBS 6340
Lineage: Eukaryota; Fungi; Ascomycota; Saccharomycetes; Saccharomycetales; Saccharomycetaceae
Product: RidA family protein
Exons: 1
Coding region: 1-447 (148 amino acids)
Cellular component (GO): cytosol
Molecular function (GO): deaminase activity
Source: RefSeq, a predicted model, not a curated record